Molecule: messenger RNA, 773 nt
Organism: Tripterygium wilfordii
Lineage: Eukaryota; Viridiplantae; Streptophyta; Magnoliopsida; Celastrales; Celastraceae
Exons: 3
Coding region: 176-544 (122 amino acids)
Biological process (GO): proton motive force-driven ATP synthesis
Molecular function (GO): proton transmembrane transporter activity
Source: RefSeq, a predicted model, not a curated record
CCCGUAGACUCUGGGCUUUGGAAAGAUAACCCAUAGGCCCUGGUCGAAUAAAACCCCCUGAAGGUAAUGCCCCUCCUCUCUCGCUCAUCACAGAAACGCUGCCAGCGAGAGAAGCGUGGUCCAUCUCUCCGUAUCUCUGCAGCUCUUGUCGCGGAAGGCUUAAAGCAGGUAGCUGAUGGCAUCAAAGUUGUUACAGUUGAAGUCCAAGGCAUGUCAAGCAUCACAGUUUGUAGUCAAGCAUGGAACUGCUUACAACAAGCAGUUGUUGGAACAGAAUAAGCAAUACAUUCAGGAACCAGCGACAGUGGAGAAAUGCAACGAAUUAUCGAAGCAGUUGUUUUACACUCGUCUUGCUAGCAUUCCCGGUCGUUACGAGGCAUUCUGGAAGGAACUUGACUCUGUCAAGAAUUUGUGGAAGAACAGGAAGGAACUGAAGGUUGAGGAUGCUGGCAUUGCUGCUUUGUUCGGAUUAGAGUGCUUUGCAUGGUAUUGUGGCGGUGAGAUUGUGGGAAGGGGAUUUACUGUCACCGGUUACUAUGUUUGAGAACCACCCAUUAUAAUUUGUUCAAGUGGAUUGAAUUGUAAGCUUCUCAUGCCAUUUGCAUGACUAAACCGCGAGCACGGAAAAUUUUUGUUUUCUGCAAAAUCAGUGGUUAACUGUGAUGCCCUCAAUAAUUUUUGUGUUUGAAGGGGUUCAGGUUCUCUUGUUAGAAGACAAUGGUCUCAUGAAUUAUGACAUUGCCACAAGUCUCUCUUGAAGGUUUCUUUUGAUA